Molecule: messenger RNA, 1942 nt
Organism: Dioscorea cayenensis subsp. rotundata (Guinea yam)
Lineage: Eukaryota; Viridiplantae; Streptophyta; Magnoliopsida; Dioscoreales; Dioscoreaceae
Product: protein PIN-LIKES 6-like
Exons: 11
Coding region: 456-1706 (416 amino acids)
Biological process (GO): endoplasmic reticulum to cytosol auxin transport
Cellular component (GO): membrane
Source: RefSeq, a predicted model, not a curated record
CGUUCCUCGCGGCUCACUCGCUUUGGUGGUUGAAAUUCGCCUCAAGGCCGAGCCUAGAAACAUCCAGUGAUCCACUUGGUAAAGGGAAAGAUAGAGAUAGAUCAAGACAAGAGAUUGAUAGCUUUUUAGUCUUUUUUAGUUUUUUUGGAGAUUUUUAGGUGUUUAUUGCGAUCAAGUGGUGGAUUUUCAGUAGAUAAUGAUCAUUUUGAUGCUUUGAUUCGGAAGAACGGCAACAGAGCUUUGGAUUGGAAGUGGUUAAUUUUUUGUUGCUAGAGCAUUUGCUCUUCUCUGAAAGCUCAUAUCUUGGGAGAUUUGGAUUUGGUCAUCUUUUUCUCCAUUGGUGUUGUUCAGAUUUCUGAAACCUUAUAAUUUCCUGGUGCCAAAAGUUGAGCUGCUGUGCUACUUGUACAGAGAUUCUACUAUGUGGAUUUGAGAGUGUAGAGGAGUAGAAAAGGAUGGAGAGGUCUCUAAUUUCUGUUGUUAUGGAUAGUGUUGAUGGCAAAGGGCAAUCCCUUGUUUCGACCAUUUUGUUUGCAGUAUUACCGAUCGCUAAGGUUUUCACAAUAUGCUUUAUGGGCUGUCUUAUGGCCUCCAAGUAUGUGAAUAUUCUCUCUGCAAAUGGCAGGAAGCUUCUUAAUGGGCUGGUUUUUUCCCUUCUUCUUCCCUGCCUAAUUUUUGCCCAACUUGGACAGGCAAUCACUCUCCAAAAGCUCAUGGAUUGGUGGUUUAUUCCAGCGAACGUCAUUUUGGCUACAAUCUCUGGCUCAUUAAUAGGUCUUAUUGUUGCAUCUAUUGUACGGCCUCCUUAUCCAUACUUCAAGUUCACCGUUAUACAGAUAGGAAUAGGAAACAUUGGAAACGUUCCUCUUGUUUUAAUUGGUGCUAUAUGUAGAGACAACUCUAACCCAUUUGGUGAUUCAGACAAAUGCAGCCAAGAUGGAAAUGCUUAUAUUGCAUUUGGUCAGUGGGUUGGUGCAAUAAUUGUGUACACAUUUGUGUUUCAUAUGCUUGCUCCCCCACCUGGAGGAACCUUUGAAGGGAUUGAAAAUGAGAAACUUCCAACUACAGCGUCUACAAAUAUUGUUGUCCCUGAAAAAAUGCCUUUGCUGAUUUCAAAAGAACCUGAACCAAUAGAGCUUGAGUCUUCAAGAAAGGGAAAGAUAAUUCGGCGGCUGUGUUAUCUUGCUGAAAAAUUGAAGCUAAAACAAAUGUGUCAGCCCCCUGUUAUUGCCUCUAUUCUUGCAAUUAUCAUCGGUGUUAUACCCUUUUUAAAGGGCUUGAUCCUUGCUACUGAUGCUCCAUUCUACUUUUUCACUGACAGUUGCCUCAUCCUUGGGGAGGCCAUGAUUCCAUGUAUUUUACUUGCUUUGGGUGGCAACCUGGUUGAUGGUCCAGGUGCUGGUAGUUCAAAACUUGGAUUACGCACGAUGGUUGCUAUUGUAGUUGCUCGGUUAGUCUUUGUGCCACCUGCAGGCAUUGGCAUAGUGACAUUGGCUGACAAGCUUGGGUUCAUCCCGAAGGGUGAUAAGAUGUUCAAGUUUGUCCUUUUACUGCAGCACAGCAUGCCUACUUCUGUACUUCAAGGUGCUGUUGCAAAUCUAAGAGGAUGUGGAAAAGAAGCAGCAGCUGUUCUGUUCUGGGUCCAUAUCUUUGCUGUCUUCUCAAUGGCUGGAUGGAUUAUUCUAUUCUUCGGCAUGCUCUUUUAAACGCAUUCCAUUUGCCUUCUUCUGUUUUCACCUUAUUUUCCUUUAAUUUGUUAUACGAAAAAGUGUGAGUAUUCCUAUCAGUCAUUCUAUCAUGCUGGGAAAAAAACUGUGAUGAUGAUUUAUAUCAUCCCACCUUUUUGUAGGUAUGAUAAUUGACCGUGAAACUCAUGAAAUUGUAUCUUGUAUCUUGUAUCUUAUUGUGUUUGAUUUCCUUAGUGUGUGAUGUAUUUGAAUUU